AUGGACCUCGCCACGGACGCGCACCCGGCGAAGGCGCUGCAGGGCGGCCCCCCGGCCGCCGAGGCGCAGGAGACGGAGAAGCUGCUGACGCGCGGCGGCGCCCGCCUCUCCAAGUCCUUCUCGGCCGUCGACGGGGCGCUGGCGGCGGGGGCGGCGGAGAGGAACGGCCCCCACGUCGGCCCCUACCAGGCCAGCUCCGAGGGGCAGCUGGAGCCGCGCUCGCGCUCGACCUCGCUCUCGCCGUCGCGGCUCAGCCUGGGGCGCGCCUCGUCCACGGCCACCGCGUCCAACCUGCACGAGCCCGGCCGCUCGAGGGACUACCUGCCGCUGGCCAUCUUCUCGUGCUUCUGCCCGGUCUGGCCCAUCAACAUCCUGGCCCUGGUCUUCUCCAUCAUGUCUAGGAACAGCCACCAGCAGGGCGACGUGGACGGGGCGAGGCGCCUCGGGCGAGUGGCCCGGUUCCUCAGCAUCCUCUCCAUUGUGCUUGGGACCCUCAUCAUCCUCAUCUGCUCACUGAACUUUGCAGCGGCCAAGCUGGUUCUCUCAAGCCCGGGCCACCGCCAGCCACUGGCCACCAGCCACCGGCUGAAGCCCCCCUGCCUGAUGGCUAGAAUCGCGUGGCCGCCGACUCUCACAGAAACAUCUCCAGGCUUUUGA
This is a messenger RNA of Varanus komodoensis (Komodo dragon), 657 nucleotides long. It is a transcript of the gene TRARG1, whose product is annotated as trafficking regulator of GLUT4 (SLC2A4) 1. The record is from RefSeq and is a predicted model, not a curated record. Gene Ontology annotation, cellular component: membrane. The transcript has 3 exons. NCBI's taxonomy places the organism in Eukaryota, Metazoa, Chordata, Lepidosauria, Squamata, Varanidae. The coding region runs from base 1 to 657 and encodes 218 amino acids.